AUGACACCGGAUUUGCCAGAUCACACUCGAACUGAUGGCGGUGGAUGGGGACCGCCAGAAGGUAAACAACGUCGUUUGAUUGCAUUCACUGACAUUUCGGGACCAUCAUACGCUGUUCGAUCUACAAUGGUAAAUAAGUCUCCAUCUGAUUUCUAUUCGCUUUUUGUCACUGACGAUAUGUUGCAUUUUUUUGUUUCUGCAACUAACCAAUACGCUAUUGAGCAAAUAACUAUGAAACCUAACGCUUCUGCUGGUGCGCGAAUCAAACAAUGGGUUCCAACUAACUAUACAGAGAUGAAAAAAUUCUUGGGCAUGCUUCUCUUCAUGGGUGUGGUCAAACUACCAAAAUUAUCGGAUUAUUGGUCGAAGGACGAAGUUAUCGGUCAUCCUUUUCCUAGAACUGCUAUGUCACGUAACCGCUUCGAAAUUCUGCUUCGCAUGUUGCAUUUUUCUGAAGAUGACGAGAAAAACAAGGCCGAUCGACUUCAUCGUGUAAGGAAGCUAAUGAACGAUUUGAAUGAGUGUUUUCGGCAACAUUAUACGGCAAAUGAAGAUAUUUGUAUCGAUGAUUUUAUUUAG
Messenger RNA from Parnassius mnemosyne (clouded apollo), 579 nucleotides. NCBI's taxonomy places the organism in Eukaryota, Metazoa, Arthropoda, Insecta, Lepidoptera, Papilionidae. The record is from the annotation of a GenBank genome assembly.